This is a messenger RNA of Xenia sp. Carnegie-2017, 1308 nucleotides long. RefSeq lists its product as uncharacterized. The coding region runs from base 82 to 1215 and encodes 377 amino acids. Gene Ontology annotation, biological process: neurotrophin TRK receptor signaling pathway; negative regulation of protein kinase activity; negative regulation of TOR signaling. Gene Ontology annotation, cellular component: cytoplasm. The transcript has 8 exons. Lineage: Eukaryota; Metazoa; Cnidaria; Anthozoa; Malacalcyonacea; Xeniidae. The record is from RefSeq and is a predicted model, not a curated record.
UUUACAUCAGCCACUCUAGCAGAUUUCAUCAUUAUACAAAGCACUGUAGUUGUCUCAACUUAGCUUAAGCUGAUCUACCAAAUGGCAAAAUUACGCUGUAAAUGUUUAAAUAUUUGUAUACAUGCACAAGGAAGCGAUCUAAAGGAGUUAAAUGGCGAAUCGUUCUUGAAUGGCAAUGAUAAAGAUGACUUUUUCAAUGGCAAAAUCUACGAAGUACAAUUGGCACUUGGUGGCAUACGAAAGGAAGUGGAUAUACUAUUGAAAGAAAGGAAAGUAGAGGAUUGGAUUGUGUAUAAAUGUAUUGGUUGCAUGUCACAAACAUAUGCUCUCCAUUCUGUCAAGAUGGAGGAACGGGUUCUAGUUAGUCCAUCUUUACAGAUGGAUGAAAACUCAUAUGUGAACUUAACCCAAAGCAAAUUAUUUUCUCCUGCAUUUAAAAUAAUUCUACCAACUCCAAUUGAAGAGCAAGAUACUUCAGUGAGUGGCUUUAGUAGUGAAACUAUGACAUCAGCAGAAAUAAAGGUACAUGACCGUUUAAGGAGAUAUUUGAAAGCAGAAGAGGAAGCCAUGUUAGAAAGAAUAAAAAAAUACAGUGAAGAACAGAAAAAACUUUAUUCAGUUGUGCAGUUGCGUGCUCUCAGUGAUAAACGAGCUCUACUAAGUGUUAUAAAACAAGCUGUGGAGAGCAAAGUGCAGGAGUGUUUAUCAGACGCGAUGACUGAUUUACAGCUGGAGUGUAAUUUACCUGACGAGAGACCUGGGCCCGAUGAAGACUUUACUGACAAUAAAAUUACACCAACACAAAACUUAAGUACAUCAUGGAGUACACGAUUGAAAGAAACAACAACAUGUGAAAAUCGUGAUAAUGCUUUGUCUAAUGAUAUCUUUGAUCCAUUGUUUCAAAUUGACGAAGAUUAUGCUCCGUUUGUCGAAUCUGAUGAAGAGGAAUCUAGUGAUAACAGUUUUACGCAGACUUAUAUUGAGUGGGGCAAAAGUUCAAGUAAACCCAAAUUUUCAUCUUCAGUACCAGUAAACGUUCCCAUGAUGGACAGAUCUGGUAGAGGACGAACCUUUGACGACGAUGAAAAAGAAGACAUGCCAUCGCCAGACAAAAUUGCAGAGUCGAUCCAGGCCCUUGCGCAAAGCCACGAUUCAAGAUACAUUUUUGGCGAGUUACCUCGACCACGGAAAAACACACUUCCCAUUAAUAAUUGAGAUAUAUAAUAAUAUGUAAAGUAUAAUUGCCAAAUAUUUAUAAAAUUCUAUUAAGCAAUUAUUGUUAAUAAUAUAUGUUUAUUUCAUAAAUGA